Messenger RNA from Drosophila innubila, 1430 nucleotides. Its product is annotated as zinc finger protein draculin-like. NCBI's taxonomy places the organism in Eukaryota, Metazoa, Arthropoda, Insecta, Diptera, Drosophilidae. Gene Ontology annotation, molecular function: RNA polymerase II cis-regulatory region sequence-specific DNA binding; DNA-binding transcription activator activity, RNA polymerase II-specific. The transcript has 3 exons. Gene Ontology annotation, biological process: regulation of transcription by RNA polymerase II. The record is from RefSeq and is a predicted model, not a curated record. Gene Ontology annotation, cellular component: nucleus. Bases 52 to 1296 code for a protein of 414 amino acids.
UUGCUCGAAAGCAUUAAAAUUGCUGAAAAAUAUAACAAUUCUUAAUGAAAAAUGGAUAACAGUACAAUAAUAAAGAGCUCCAAGGCCUGUGAAAGGUGUGGCAAGUGUUUUUCAAAGCCUUCGCUGCUGCGACGCCAUCAAGUUGUGCACAACAAGGAGAAACCGUUUUCAUGUAGUGACUGCUCCAGUCACUUCUCACAGCAAAGUUCUUUGCAGCGGCAUGUGCGGGCUAAGCACAUGCUGCCAGAGGAUUCCGGUGGCUCCAAAGUGGCGCAACAUGCUCUGGACGCCUUGAAGCAAUUGCAGGCAGGUCACAGUGCAAUAGAUAUCCCUAUGAUAAGUACUCAGACACAGGCCACACUUGAGGAGCAGCCGCCAUGUCAAUUGGUGCAGCUUAAAGAUAAGCUUAAUCCAAAUAAUAAACUCCAUGUGCUGCCCACACAGUCUAUACUCCGGAAGAUGCAUAGCAAGUGCUUCUAUGUGUGCGAAUAUUGCGCUAAGGAGUUUAGCAAAACAUACGAUCUAAUAAGACACCGUCGAUCACACACGAAGGAGAAGCCUUAUACAUGCAGUCUUUGCCUCAAAUCUUUCGCCACAAAGUCCAAGUUGAAUGAGCAUCGGAAGCGACAACAUGCAACGAUGAAGAAAUACGUUUGCUACAACUGCAGUGCCUGCUAUGCUUCCAAAACUCGACUACACAGGCACUUGGCCGAGGAACAUCAUCAUUUGGACAUCCCUGAAGCACAACAGAGACUUGACACAGAUCUUCAGGUCACAAAACUCGUUCAACUGCUGCCACAUCCCAUUGUGUCGGAGCGUAGCUUUAAAUGUCUGUACUGUAAAAAGCAGUUCAAUCGCAAGUUCAACUGUCGGACUCACAUGGUGACACAUUUGAGGCGCUUGCUGAGUGUCCAGUCCGAGCAGGAAACACACCAAAGCUGUCAACAAUGUGGCAAACAAUUUCAAAAGCCCAGCGAUCUAAGGCGCCAUUUACUGACGCACUCCAAGCUCAAACUACAUAUAUGUCAAGUGUGUGGAAAACGCUUCACGUUAAAGUCCACGCUGUCCAGGCACUUGCAGACACAUGAACCUCAACGUCAUCCAAUCAACUGCCAAGUAUGUGGCAAGUCCUAUGCAUCCAAAACAGCGCUGCAGCUGCAUCUGCGUGUGCACACCGGGGAAAGACCAUUUACCUGUGAAGUUUGUGGUGAAACGUUUCGUACCUCGGGACAUAGACUAGAGCAUAUGCGUGGCGACCGCCAUAGAAUGGUCAGCUCCAAUACACUCAUUAUGUGAAUGGGAAUUUCAAUAAUAUAAAUGUCUAUAUUUUAUAUAAAUAUCAAUACUAUUACAACUAUGUCCCCACAUUUCCAAUUAUUGUUGUUGAUUAAAUCCUGGCGAGGUGCCGUAAUAAAACUGUUUAUCAAACA